AUGGGGACUGUAACAGUCCAGGACAGCAUGUCUGGACACACACAUCGCCAUGCGACCAAGGCGAUUACGCAGACCACGUUUGCCGAGCCUGGGCUUGUCCACGGCAUCAACCCGGACCCAAAUACGACCCCCCCGAGAUACGCAAUGCGCGAAAUCCCUGGAAAAGGAAUGGGCCUGGUCGCGACAGCGCCCAUCCUCCGCGGCGACCUCAUCCUCGCCAACACGGCCUCCCUAAUGAUCGACUACCGCGCCUUCCACGAGCUCGCCAAACCGCGCUAUACGGCCCUCCAAGCCGCAGCCGUAUCCCACCUCCCACCCUCCCACCAGUCCCUGAUCCUCUCCCUCUCCGCCCAUAUUCCCGACACAUCCCACCUGACGCCCGCGGAGCUAAUCGACGCCAUCCUCGCCACCAACUCGUUCGACAUCGACCCGCACCCAGACGACCCGGCGGACCAGCACAACAGCUUCUUUGCCCUGUUCCCGGACGUCGCGCGGCUCAACCACGACUGCCGGCCCAACGCCGAAUAUAGGUUUGACUAUGACACGCUGGCGCAGCACGUUCAUGCCGCGAGGGAUAUCUGGCCUGGCGAGGAGAUCACGCUGUCGUAUAUUAACGGGUUGAUGGUUCGCUCCGAGCGGGUGGAUAGACUGAAAAAGAACUGGGGGUUUGAAUGUUCGAUUGGGAUGAUUUUGAGGUUGCGGGAGGAGUUGCGGGAUUGGAAAGGGCGGAGGACGGGGGAGGGGGAGGGGAGUAGGGCCUGUCCGGAGAUGGCGGAGCUACUGGUCAGUCUGCUUGAUAUGGAGCGGUUGUGGGGGGUUGUACAUGAGGCGUAUGCCCUUGCGGCGUUGGAGUAUAAUGCUGUUGGGGAGGCUUGGCUGGCUGUCAAGUAUGCGCGCUUGGCGGUUGAGUAUGGGACUCCGAUGUUGGGGGAGAAGGAUGAGGAUUUGAUGGAGUUAAGGAAGCUUGCCGAAAAUCCGUGGUCACAUUGGAGUUGGGAGAAAAGGCUGAAAGAAGGGACUGGGCGGGAAGGGGGUGACUCAACCUAUCCGUACAACGUGAUGGCCGCCGAAUCUAUCGACCCGGCAAAGGCCAUCGAAGCGAUUCGUGAAGCGCGGCCCCCAGCCACAGAUCGAUUUACCUACCUCACCAUCGUCGAAGCCAACCUCUGCCCCGAAGUGCUGCCAACGCUCAACGAGGUGCUGCAGGACGCCGAGCUCACACAGGAGAUAGGAUGGGACCUGGUGUACAACCUCGUCGGCCUGCCCGGCUCUGAGUCGUGCCUCGAGACAAUAGCGCGACUCGGCAAUCCCCGGGAGGUGAUCCUCAAGACCCUCGAGACGCUCGAACUGUUGGGUGAGGGCGAGGUGGAGGAUGGAGAGGAGGAGGAGGAGGAGGAUGGAGAGAAGGAGAAGGAGGAGGAGGCAAACAAGCCAGAACCGGUCGUGUCACCAACGCACAAAUUCAUCACCCUCCUCGGCAUGCUGGCCAUUCUGCACAAGCGCAUCAAGACGAAGUAUCCCAGCCGCUUCCUCGCUCAGACUCUACACACUGUCAUCUCAGCCUACCGCCCCAGUCAGGAGAGGACCGCGGCCGUCAUCAACCUGUUGCACAGCCUCUCCGGCCAACGCCGCCCUUCGCUGCCCGCCAGGCGAUCUACAGUUCGGGUGGCCAAUCCCGACGAAGAGGGCGACGCGUCGCGGAAUGCCGCCGACCCGGAAGCCGGCCCAGACGAGCGCGAGGAUCCCUCCGAGAGCGACCUGCAGCAGAAGCUGCUUCUGAGCUUUGCGACUUGCAUUCUGGAGGCAUACGCGAACGGGAACGAGAUGGCGUGGGCGGCACGGCUGCUCGAGUUCUACAACCCGGAGAAGAUGGUGCCUGGGAGGAGGACCUUGAUGGCGGCGUAUAGGGAGGAGCAGGAGCUCUCGGAGCGGGAUGCCAUUGUUGGGAAACUUGCGGCCCUCAUCGGCGACCUUGGGCUCGACUCUUGCUCAAAGCCAUUUACCCACCAGCUCUGCGAGGGCCCGAUGCACAGCACCCCCCUUGAAGAGCCAAAUCUGUCAAGCCCCGACAAGAUCGCCCUCUCGACCGGCGGCUGCGCGUGUGCAGCCGCCUAUAGGGUGUUCUCAUCGACAGUUUUCGACGCCAGUCAUCCCUCCCCAGAGAUGCACAUCUUCCCCGACCACUUUGCCGUGCUCGACAAGUUCCUCCAAGACGACGCCCACGGCCAAAUCCAAAAGUCCCCCGGCACCAUCGAGGCCCUCCUUACCAUCGGCCUCUGGUUGCUGUCCAACAACCUGCUCUCUCCGGACCCAUCCUCCCCGCUAGCCAACCCCACGUCCUCCCCGGAGGACCCCACCUCGGAUUUCAUGCGCUACAUCCACCUCACCACCCUCAUCGCGCUAUACCACCCGGCGCUGCAAGUCCGUAACGCCGCCAGCGUGCUGGCGGGACAGGUCCUGCAUGCCAACCCGGAGGUAGAAGACAGGUUGAGGAUUCUGGAGGACCUUCUCGAGAACUGCAUGUUCGCCUCGCUCAAGGCGCGAGCGGUCGCCUGGCUUAGGGAGGAACUCCUCGCUGCUGCUGCUGACAAACCACAAAAGGAGUCACCACCACAGCAACAGCAACAAGAACAACAGUUUACAAACCCCUUUGCGACAUCUCAGGCCCUUGAGACGGUGCAAUACGUCGUUUUCCCACCGCUAACCCCCCUCUUGGAUUUACCGACUAUCGACUUGGUCGAGUAUCUGGUUGCGAAUGUGCCAUUUCUGAUGCAAGCGGUGAACUUUGCGCUGUUUUUGUGGGACGCGGAAGAAGAAGAGGAGCAAGCCCACAGGAAGGGCCUUAAACCAAAGGAGGAAACGGCAGCAGGCAGAAAACGAGAGUCCAACAAGGAGAAAGAAGACCGCCUCCGGCGCUUCCGCAUCGCCAACGAGCACUUCAACACCAAAGGCCGCAUCUCCAAGCGCGACGGUCGGCUCAACAUCUCGCUGAGAGACACGAGUAACACGGGCUACCUUGCCAAGGCACUCGGCACGGCGGCACGCAAGAUGGUGCCCCUGUCCAAAACCGCCGACGCCGAAGAACAAGAAGACGACAAAGCCUACCAGCGAGAAGCAGCAGCAGAGCGAUCUCCCCAACGACCAUCCCCCUCCUCCCUUGAGCCAAAACCAAAACCAACGUCCCCGAUCUCCUACCCCGUCCCACCUCUCACCACCACCACCACCACCGCUCCACCCAAACCUUCCCUCCCGCCCCCGCGCCUUAACAUCGUAAUAAUGAUAAUCGGCUCCCGCGGCGAUCUGCAACCCUUCCUCAAGAUCGCCGCCCAGCUGCACACAACCUACCAUCACCGUGUGCGCAUCGCAACCCACCCUGCCUUUGAGUCCAUCGUCUCCCAAACCUGCCCGGGCGUCGAGUUUUUUUCCGUCGGGGGCGACCCCUCCGAGCUCAUGUCCUUCAUGGUGAAGAACCCGGGCAUGAUCCCUACUUUGUCCUCGGUCAAAGCGGGCGAUAUGUUUGAGGGGUUUUGGAGGGCGUGUGAGGGAGGGAAGGAAAAAGAAAAGGGUGGACCGUUCGUCGCGGACGCCAUCAUCGCCAACCCGCCCUGCUUCGCGCACAUCCACUGCGCCGAGGCGCUAGGCGUCCCGCUGCAUCUGAUGUUCACAUUCCCCUAUACCCCCACGCAGGCGUUCCCGCACCCGCUGGCGCGGAUCAAGAGGUCGAAUGUGGAGGAGGGGUACACAAACUGGAUCUCGUACCCGCUCGUCGAAAUGAUGGUGUGGCAGGGGCUGGGGGACCUGGUGAAUGAGUUCCGUGUCAAGACGCUGGGGCUGGAUCCCGUGUCGACACUGUGGGCGCCCGGGUCGACCUACCGGCUGCAUGUGCCGUUUACGUACCUCUGGAGUCCCGGGUUGAUCGACGUGGCGGGGUUUGUAUUUGAGCUGGUAAAGUUCCUGGAAGAGGGGGAUGAGCCGCCCGUGUACAUUGGGUUUGGGUCGAUUGUGGCGGUCAAGAUGGCGGGGGUGCGGGCCCUGGAUGUUCCUCCCGAAGUGUACCUUCUGGACAACACGCCGCACGACUGGCUGUUUCCCAAGGUCAGGGCGUGUGUGAUCCAUGGAGGAGCGGGCACUGUGGCGGCGGCGCUCAAGUGCGGCAAGCCGACCAUGAUCGUGCCCUUCUUUGGAGACCAGCACUUCUGGGGAUCCAUGGUCGGGAAUGCGGGCGCCGGGCCGGAGGCGGUGCCGUACAAGAGCUUGACGGUGGAGAAACUGGCCGAUGGGAUCAAAUACUGCAUCACGGACAAGGCGAGGAGGGAGGCGGAGAGGAUCGCAAGAGACAUCGAGAAGGAGGGCGACGGAGCGGAGAAAGCGUGCCAGGCGUUCCAUCGACAUCUGGCACUACAGGGCCGCGGAUCGAUGCGGUGCCCCAUCUUGCCAGACAGGGUUGCGGUCUGGCAGACGAAGAUCACUGGGUUGCGGUUGAGCACACUGGCAACCGAGAUACUGGUGUCGAAGGGGCUUUGGAACGAUUUCGAGGGCCCUGGUGAACCUUUGACUGGCGUGGCUGGGGCACUGAUGACCUCCGUGGGGAAGAUCUUUGGGGGCUUCGGAGGUGAGAGGCGGGAGAAAAAGAAGCGGAGGGGAGAGAACAAGAAGGGCGAAGGCGACUCAAAGGAGUCGAAACCCGACGGCCCAGCUCAUCACCCCGACAACGACCAGAACGUCCCGCCUGCUGAUUCAACAGCCGACGGCAUGCAUCGCCGCGAUGCUGCUUCGACAAUGGAACCAAAUCUGGCCGAAGAUGUGUCGGGGAAGGCACUCGUGAAGACACCAGUUGACCUGGCUCUCGCGCUUGCCCAAGGGUUUCACAACGCGGGAAGGCUUUACGGUGACAAAACCGUGCGCCGGCCGACGCGGAUAACGGGAAUUCGAUCGGGGCUGCGCGCUGCGCGUCGCGAGUUCAUCUACGGGAUAUACGACGGGUGGACCGGUGUCGACGGGGCUUGCGGAUUCAUCUCGGGAGUUGGCAUGGGACUCACCGGAUUCAUCUUGAAGAACCUCGCUGCGCUCAUAGGGCCGGAGACGGAAUCGAGACCGCGGCCGGUGAAGUUUAUCAGACGGGUACGGGUUCUGCAGGGGCAACGGGAGUUGAGCACUUUGACUGAAGAUGAGCGGGCCGAGACAGUAAAGGAGGUUAAACUGAAGCGGGCGGAGAAAAAGCAGGGGAAGGGUGUGAAGGAGAGUUUGCACAGGAGCGCAAGAAGGUUGAGGGAGAGCUCGGAGUGGGAUAUUGUGUUUGAGAACGUGGAAGUUGCGCAACGAGCGAUCGAAGCGCUGAAGCGAGGAGAAGGACUGGAGAGGAUACUGGAGAUGGGCGAGGCCGAUGCCGCCUGGGGGAAAGAGGAAAGCACCGACGACAAAGCGAUCCGGGUCUGCACAUAA
Parathielavia appendiculata is the source of this 5442-nucleotide messenger RNA. Its product is annotated as glycosyltransferase family 1 protein. Gene Ontology annotation, molecular function: hexosyltransferase activity; UDP-glycosyltransferase activity; protein binding. Gene Ontology annotation, biological process: carbohydrate metabolic process. The record is from RefSeq and is a predicted model, not a curated record. NCBI's taxonomy places the organism in Eukaryota, Fungi, Ascomycota, Sordariomycetes, Sordariales, Chaetomiaceae. Bases 1 to 5442 code for a protein of 1813 amino acids. The transcript is spliced from 19 exons.